This is a messenger RNA of Formica exsecta, 3065 nucleotides long. RefSeq lists its product as uncharacterized. The record is from RefSeq and is a predicted model, not a curated record. NCBI's taxonomy places the organism in Eukaryota, Metazoa, Arthropoda, Insecta, Hymenoptera, Formicidae. Gene Ontology annotation, molecular function: protein binding. The coding region runs from base 190 to 1932 and encodes 580 amino acids. The transcript has 5 exons.
AUUUUCGCAAACGUACGAUUAAUUGAUACCGUCUGCGGAUAACAUAUUGAUUCAAGUUUUAUCCGUUAUUGUAACCUUGAACUUGACUAGCGUAUUCGUUGGUCCUGGGGAGUGUCUGAAGGCCUGUACCAAGUGCUACUGUUGAUCCAUGUAACAUUUUUCUAUCGUUUUUAUUAAUAACACACAAUUAUGGAUCCCGCGGUCUUCCCGGAAGAGAUUUGGAUUAAGAUUUUAUUAUACUGCGAUGUACCUGACAUUAUCGCUUUCGGUAGCACCUGCAAAUAUUUAAGGAAAACGUCGGACACGGAUUAUCUGUGGAAGAUGAAAUGGCUGCAGUUGAUUUCAAAAGUACAUUUUAGAUUCCCAGAUAUAAAAUGUCUGCAAUUACUCAGCGUCAGCUUCAAAGCUAUGUGCUACAGAUUGCAUAUGGUAAUAACAUUGGGCGAGAACGCACCUUUUCCGAAAUGUUACCACUGCAGUGGCUACACUUGUCAGAGAAAUUGCGUAGAAGGUUCCAGUGCUAAAGUGGUGAUCGAGAUUGGCAAUAAGUAUACAUGGGUCAUCACGCCAAACUUUGGAUUAAGGAGGCACUUCUCGAUGUUUGGCAUUCCAAAGUAUAACAAUAAAACUCAUAUGGAGCAAGUGCAGACUCAAAAUGCUCCAAGCAGCAGCACACGCUCCAAGUCUGACACAAAGUCGCUAGCAAAAAGAUUGAAAUUAUUAAAAUUAUCGGAAUUGGCGACCGCUAAGAUUCCACGGCCAAGCGGACCGUUCUGCGUUUUCUGCAAUCCUGUGAAACUGUACAGGGAAAAGCGCAGAUUAAUCACGCAUCAAAAUGAUCCCAUGUGUUACACCAGACCGAACCCUAUUUAUCAGAAGCUCAUAAACGGCUACUGCACUGACACAGUUGACGUUUUCGGUAUUCCAAAUGUGGAUGUUGUAAGCCCGGCAGAGGCAUUAUUAUGCGAGGGCACGUUUCCAGUCCUCAAGACCUUUAUCGAUCACUUGUUUCAUCAAAUGAGCUUGACCGCAACGCUGAGAAAGCCGAACACUGUACUCAUGUUUUGUGAACCAUUGGCUAUGCAUCCCACAUUGAGAAAACAAUUGUUACAUUAUUUAUUCCAAGAAGUUAAAGUAGCGAGGGUAUGUCUGGUACCGAAACCUCUAGCAGCAUGUGCUAUGUUGGACGUGGAAACUUGCGUCGUAAUCGACAGCGGUGCUCUUAGUACAACGGUAGCAGUCGUAAUCGGAGGACGGGUUAUACCGCAACGUUGGAGAUUGCUGCCCGUGGGUGGUUGGCAUGUUGCUUAUCACUUAAAGCAAGCUAUGCACUGGCAACCAAAAGAAUAUCAUCAAAUUCCUAUAUCCUACUUGGAUGUUUUGGCUGUUAAAGAAAGAUGUAGACUGAGCUAUAACAUAAAAAACGAAGAAAAACGCUUUGGACAGAAGGCGAGAGAACAUAUUAAUCUUCGAGUUGAUAGUUACGCGGAUUAUAAACAAUUUUGGAGAGUUUCUCUAGGGCCAGAGUUGUAUAUAGCUCCCGAAAUGAUGUACAUCAGCCUCCGUUUGCCCGAAGUUAUAAAAGAUGUAACGUCAGGAUUAUCGGAAGAUAUAAUGCACGAUUGCCUUUCACAUAUUCUACUUACUGGCGGAAAUACGGAUCUUUCGGGUUUCGAAUUAAGGCUUACCAAGGAUCUACGUGAAGUGUUGCCAGAAUAUAGCAACAUUUUAGAAGUGAGGAGCUGUCCUGGAACGCAUAGUUGGAAUGUCGCAAUGGGAUCUACAUAUGUGCCUUUAGCUGUGCAUCCUGAUAAAACCCCGCCGGAAUACAUUGAAGGUAAUCCAUUUUGGUUGUCACGAGAAGAAUAUGUGUUGUUCGGAUGUGAAUCUCUGGAACACAGUAAUGAAGGUAUAAUAGCUGAUACCUUAUAAUGUGAAUGCCUCACUUAUUAAAUAAUUAAUUAUAAGAUGCACGCGCGUGGUCGCGCGCAUCUUCUAUUUAUAUAAAAAUAAUAUGUAAUGACAGGAAAGUAAAUGUUACCAUCAUUAAGUAUAUUUUCUCUUAUAUUGUCUAUAAAUUGCAAAAGUAAUUUAGAUAGCUGAGAAGGGGCCUCAAACAUUCCAAAAUAUAACUAUCAUGUUCACUAUCUAAAGGCACCUGAAUAUGUUUCUCUCAAAUUUUGCUAUUUAAAAUUUAUUUAUUAAUAUAGUAUGUGUAAAAAGUAUAUAGCAAAUGUUCCAUUUUGAUCUACACAGAGUGAAAUCUGUACACCAAACAAAACAGGGCAUAUGGAAGUUUAUAUUCUUUGGGUUUUGCGUUUUGAAUAAUAUUGCCCUAUUCUAGAUGCAUUAAAAGUCGAUUCUUUAAGCUCACUUUGAUUUUAAAAGAAAAGUAUAUUGUAAUAGUAUAUAUUGAGAUGAAUUUUUUUACACACACAUAUACACAUAUAUACAUAGAGUGACUGUUGUGCUUAUGUUUUAUAUAAAAAAAUGUUUUAUUGUGUAGAUUGUAAGGAACAUCUUGUAUAUAUGCUCUAAAACUGCCCCUCCCCCCCCUUCGUCCCCUGUAUUAACUUUGAAACUUAUAGCAUUUAAAUUAUCAAGCAUAUUACAUAAAAAAGAUUCAUUACCUAUUCAUAGUAUUUUAGAAUAUCAUGAAGCUUUAUAUAAAGCUAGUUGAUAUGCCAGCUGCAAUGGUUUCAUACAUUUGUUAUUCUAAUUCUAUCAGGACUAUCAUUCUGAUACUAUUCGGUGCAGUGUUACAUGUUGAUGGUGUAAAUGUUUUAAAGCUGCAGUAAUAUAAGAAAUUUGGUGCCAUCUGAGCAAUUUUAAAUUAUAAAGCUAUUACGUUUAUGUACAUGUAGCACAUAAUGCAAUGAGUUGUUUUGUAAAUAUAGUAUAUAUAAUUGAGCGCUGCUUAAAUUAAAAUUGUACAAAUUUUAAUAAUGUAAACGUCAAACACGUAUUAUAUGCAGUUAGAUAUAGAAUAUUUCCAGAAAUUGUUCACUAUUUCGUACAUUUAUAUCACAGAAAUCUUGCCAAAAAAAGUAUGUGUAUGUUAACAA